Messenger RNA from Penicillium vulpinum, 834 nucleotides. RefSeq lists its product as uncharacterized. The transcript is spliced from 2 exons. NCBI's taxonomy places the organism in Eukaryota, Fungi, Ascomycota, Eurotiomycetes, Eurotiales, Aspergillaceae. The record is from RefSeq and is a predicted model, not a curated record. Bases 1 to 834 code for a protein of 277 amino acids.
AUGAAGGCCUCGUUCAUCGCCACCGUCGCCGCUCUGGUCGGCUCUGCUUUCGCUGCUCCCACCCCCGUUGGUGGUCUUGAUGGCCUCCUCAAUGGCCUCAAGGUUGGCGAUAUCACCAAGGAGCUCAAGCUUAAUGAGAUCCCCGUUGUCUCUAAGCUUGGCGACUUGACCAAUGUCCUAAACCUCCCUACCUCCCCCUCUGCCAGCAGCGCUCCCGCUGUUCAGGAUGGUCACCUCGUCCAGAACCUCGGACCCCAGCUCGACAACAUCCUGACAGUCGUCGGCCCCGACGCCACUACCCUUCUCAUUGAGCUUUCCCCCGAGGUUUCUGCCCUCGUCUCUGGCCUUGGUCUCGGUGCCCUCGGCGCUCCUCUUGGUUUUAUCGUCGCCUCCGCCUCCGGCCUUGGUGAUCUUGUCACUGGCCUUGGCCCUGUCGUUGACGGUCUCGUCACUGUUGUCGGCGCUGACGUCGGUGCUCUCCUCAUCAGCCUCUCUCCUGAGGUUGCUGGCAUUGUUUCUGGCCUCGGUCUCCCUUCCGUUGGUGUCCCCGUUGGUACCGUCGUUGCUACUCUCGGCAAGAACAUCAAGCGUGGCGAGAUUGUCCAGGACCUUGCCCCUAAGGUCAAGACUACCCUGACUGCCGCUGAUCUCGGUGACCUCGUCAAGGACAUCUCUGAGCCCGUUAAGGACCUGCUCUACAUUGUUGCUAAGGAUGGCAAGAGCCUCCUCAUCAAGCUGUCUCCCUCCGUCAUUGGCCUGGUCAUUGGCCUUGGCCUUCCUACUGUUGCUACUCCUCUCGGUGACAUCCUCACCACUGUUGCUCAGAACCUGUGA